AUGACAAGCACUCAUGUUGGAAGAUUCGACGAACCUGCUCAGGCCCCAAGAAUCCUAUCAUAUUGGUCACUCAUGUCCGAUCAAGGGGCUAUCACCCACGACAUCUUGAAUCACGAAUAUGCGGGUUCCGGAACAGAAGAUGACCCUUACAGAGUGACCUGGAUUCAUGACGACUCUAGGAAUCCAUUAAAUUUUACUAUGAAAAGGAAGAUUGUGAUUAUGGGCACUACCGCUUUCGCGACCUUAAUUGUAUCAUUCACCUCAUCUGCGUACAUUGGUAGCUUGUCCAUGGUCAUUAAACAUUUUGACGUCAGCAAUGAAGUGGCCACCUUGGGUUUGUCUUUGUUUAUCUUGGGGUUUGCGAUAGGGCCAUUAAUAUGGAGAAAGGCCCCUUUGAGUGAGACGAUUGGAAGACAAAUCCCUUUCUUCUUCAGCUUCUUGAUCAUGGCUGCGUUCUCUGCGAGCUGCGCUGGCGCACAAAAUAUCGAGUCACUAAUUGUUCUCCGCUUCUUUGCGGGUGCAUUUGGCUCGUCUCCCUUGACAAAUGCAGGAGGCGUCAUCUCAGAUCUUUUCAAUGCAAGGCAACGUGGUCUUGGACUCUGCCUCUUCGCUGCGACUCCUUACCUUGGUAUGUAUAGCCUUGUACCAACUUCCAAUGAGGUCGCAGAACUAACGCUCGAAGGACCUGCUCUUGGACCCUCCAUUGGUGGCUUUCUCGGAUCGGCAGCAGGCUGGCGAUGGGUGGAAGGCUUCCUGGCGUCAUGCACCGUAGUAUGCUGGGUUUUGAUGGCUAUUCUGGUUCCCGAGACAUAUGCGCCGGUGCUCCUUCGAAAACGUGCUGAGAAGCUGACGAAAAUCACCGGCAAACACUAUGGCAGCAAGACCGACCUUGAAAAGGGCAAGGCCACUCUUACGAAACGCCUACAAACCGCGUUGUCUCGCCCAUGGAUCUUGCUUGCCCAUGAGCCCAUUGUUCUAUUAUUUACGUUCUAUGCUGCCAUCGUGUAUGGAACACUCUACAUGCUAUUCGGUGCUUUCCCGGUUGUCUACGAACAAGGUCGUGGUUGGAGUGCCGGCCAAGGCGGUCUCCCAUUCCUCGGUGUCAUGAUCGGAAUCUUCCUCGGAACUGGCUAUGCUGUGUUUGACAACAAACGCUAUGUUCGCGUCCAGGAAGCACACAGGGGCUUUGCACCGCCAGAAGCCCGUCUCCCUCUCUGCAUGGUAUCCUCGGUCGCCUUGCCUAUUGGAAUGUUUUGGUUCGCCUUUUCGAAUUCACCUUCUACACAUUGGAUUGCAAGUGUCUCAGCGAUGGUGCCAUUUGGAUUUGGUAUAAUGCUGAUAUACCUUGGUAUUGUGAACUAUCUACUGGAUGCUUAUACCAUCUACGCCGCAUCUGUAUUGGCUGGUAUGUCCAUUAUUCGAUAUAUGUUUGGGGCAAUCUUUCCGCUGUUUACGACCCCCAUGUACAGAGCAUUGGGUAUCCACUGGGCAUCCGCGAUACCGGCGUUUGUGUCAGUUCUGUGCCUACCAAUUCCGUUUCUAUUUUACAAAUAUGGUCCUGCCAUACGAACACGGUGCAAAUAUGCUGCUGAAUCUCAGCAGUACAUGCAAAAACUGCAAGAGGCUGCAACUGGAAGUGCGAGAGUUCAGGCCGGAUCAAAAGAAUUCGCAGAAAAACCCGAGCCGACAGACCAUACAAAACCCGAAGACCUGGAACUCCAAAGAGUGGUUUCUGCGCAUUGA
Molecule: messenger RNA, 1743 nt
Organism: Exophiala aquamarina CBS 119918
Lineage: Eukaryota; Fungi; Ascomycota; Eurotiomycetes; Chaetothyriales; Herpotrichiellaceae
Exons: 2
Coding region: 1-1743 (580 amino acids)
Biological process (GO): transmembrane transport
Molecular function (GO): transmembrane transporter activity
Source: RefSeq, a predicted model, not a curated record